AUGAUUAAAGAUAACAACGAAAUUGUUCCACUAAUGGGCAAGAAAACAAACCCACCUGGAAUUCCCCCUGCAAACCAGCAAGAGAAAAAGGUGACUGAAGGCACUCCCACCAAGAAAAGUUCCCACUUUUUCCUGGAGAUUGAUGGUUUUGAAAGCAAUGCCACUCCCAAUAACACCUCUCCCCCAGUGUUUUCCAAACCGAUGGAUUCAAAUAUUCGCCCGUGUGCAUCUGGAAAUGGGGAAGACAUGGAUUCCCCACAGUCUAUUCAGGAUGAUGCCACUGAAUACAGCCCUAACGUCGACACUUGUGGUGCUAACACAUGCCAAGGCCCUGAGCUGACGAGUGCCAGGAAGAAGCUGAAGAGGAACCUGUUCCGGGCGGUGUCUGAGGGGAACAUGGAGGAACUGCAGCGGCUGCUGGCAGAGCUGAAGGAGCGAUCGAGUGCCUGCACCAACCUGCCUGUGCCAGAUUACCUGAUGAAAAAGUUCACAGCUUCAGACACUGGCAAGACUUGUCUGAUGAAAGCUCUGCUGAACAUCAACCAGAACACAAAUGAGAUAGUGAACAUGCUCCUGUCCUUUGCAGAGGAAAAUGGCAUUUUGGAGAGAUUUAUCAAUGCAGCAUACACAGAAGAAGCAUAUAAAGGCCAGACAGCUCUAAAUAUUGCCAUUGAGAGGAGACAGUAUGAAAUCACUGAGACCCUCAUAGAAAAAGGAGCAGAUGUGAAUGCUCAUGCCCAGGGUAUUUUCUUUAAUCCCAAACACAAGCAUGAAGGCUUUUAUUUUGGUGAGACUGCACUGGCUUUAGCAGCAUGUACCAACCAGCCAGACAUAAUUGAGCUGUUAAUGGACAAUGCCAGGACCAAUAUUUCCUCUCAGGAUUCCAGAGGAAACAAUAUCCUCCAUGCAUUAGUUACUGUGGCAGAGGACUCCAAAACACAGAAUGACUUUGUGAUGAGAAUGUACGACAUGAUUCUGCUGAAAAGUAAAGACAGAAAUCUGGAAACAACCAAGAAUAAGGAGGGUUUGACACCACUGCAAUUAGCUGCAAAAACUGGGAAAUUAGAGAUUCUGAAGUACAUCCUGAGCAGAGAGAUCAGAGAGAAGCCAAACAGGAGCCUGUCAAGAAAAUUCACAGACUGGGCUUAUGGUCCUGUUCAGUCUUCUCUGUAUGAUCUGACAGAGCUGGAUACCACUGCUGAUAACUCAGUGCUGGAAAUCAUUGUCUAUAAUACAAAUAUUGGUAAUCGCCAUGAAAUGCUGACUUUGGAGCCCCUGAACUCACUUCUGAGGAUGAAAUGGAAGAAGUUUGCACGGCACAUGUUUUUCAUGUCCUGCUGUUUUUAUUUCUUGUACAAUGUAACAUUAACACUGGUUUCCUACCACAGGCCUAAUGAAAACAAAGCUCCUCCUUAUCCACUGGCUCUGACCCAAGGAGUGGGGUGGCUGCAGUUGUCAGGACAGGUGAUGGUUAUGUUAGGAGCAAUAUUUUUAGCCAUAAAAGAGAGUGUGGCCAUCUUCCUGCUCAGGCCCUCAGACCUGCAGUCAAUUCUCUCUGAUGCCUGGUUCCACUUUGCAUUUUUUAUACAAGCUUUGCUUGUGAUCUUCUCUGUCUUUUUGUACUUGUUUUCCUACAAAGAACACCUGGUGUGUCUUGUUUUGGCAAUGGCCCUUGGCUGGGCCAAUAUGCUCUAUUUCACCAGAGGAUUCCAGUCCAUGGGAAUUUACAGUGUGAUGAUUCAAAAGGUCAUCCUGCAAGAUGUGAUAAAGUUUUUAGUUGUCUAUAUCGUGUUUUUGCUGGGAUUUGGCGUAGCUCUUGCUGCCCUGAUUGAGACGUGCCAGGAGGGUGGGGAAUGCCGUUCCAACAGCAGCCUGGGACCUGUCCUGAUGGAUCUUUUCAAGCUCACCCUAGGACUGGGUGACCUGGAGAUCCAGCAGAAUUCCAAGUACCCUGUUCUGUUUCUCCUGCUCCUCAUAACUUUCGUUGUGCUGACUUUUGUUCUUCUCUUGAACAUGCUGAUUGCUUUAAUGGGAGAAACUGUGGAGGAUAUUUCUAAGGAGAGCGAGCACAUCUGGAAACUCCAGAGAGCCAGGACUAUUUUGGAAUUUGAAAAAUUCUUACCAAAAUGCCUGAGGAAAAAAUUCCAGCUGGGAGAACGGUGCAAAGUGGCUGAAAAUGACACCAGGGUGUGUUUAAGGAUUAAUGAAGUGAAAUGGACUGAGUGGAAAACCCAUGUUUCAUUUAUUAAUGAAGAUCCAGGGCCAACAGAUCCAAGCAAAAUUCAAGAUAAUUCAAGAACUAAUAGCAAAAACACCCUGAAUACAUUUGAAGAAAUGGAUGACUUGCCAGAAACUUCUGUUUAG
Messenger RNA from Pseudopodoces humilis (Tibetan ground-tit), 2364 nucleotides. RefSeq names its product transient receptor potential cation channel subfamily V member 3 (gene TRPV3). Gene Ontology annotation, molecular function: calcium channel activity; protein binding. Gene Ontology annotation, cellular component: plasma membrane; cilium. The record is from RefSeq and is a predicted model, not a curated record. NCBI's taxonomy places the organism in Eukaryota, Metazoa, Chordata, Aves, Passeriformes, Paridae. Gene Ontology annotation, biological process: osmosensory signaling pathway; actin filament organization; calcium ion import across plasma membrane.